UGUUGCUUUUGCGGCUCCACGUCGGCACCAGCUGCGGGGCAAGAUGGAGGCGCUGAUUUUGGAACCCUCCCUGUAUACCGUCAAAGCCAUCCUGAUUCUGGAUAAUGACGGAGAUCGACUUUUUGCCAAGUACUAUGACGACACCUACCCCAGUGUCAAGGAGCAAAAGGCCUUUGAGAAGAACAUUUUCAACAAGACCCACCGGACUGACAGUGAAAUUGCCCUCCUGGAAGGCCUGACAGUGGUAUACAAAAGCAGCAUCGAUCUCUAUUUCUAUGUGAUUGGCAGCUCCUAUGAAAAUGAGCUGAUGCUCAUGGCUGUUCUGAAUUGCCUCUUUGACUCAUUGAGCCAGAUGCUGAGGAAAAAUGUAGAAAAGCGAGCUCUGCUGGAGAACAUGGAGGGGCUUUUCUUGGCUGUGGAUGAAAUCGUAGAUGGAGGGGUGAUCCUAGAGAGUGAUCCUCAGCAAGUGGUUCACCGAGUAGCGUUAAGGGGUGAAGAUGUCCCCCUAACGGAACAGACCGUGUCUCAGGUGCUGCAGUCAGCCAAAGAACAGAUCAAGUGGUCACUUCUUCGGUGAAGACCUCACUGUUCCUGGCUCCUCACCCCCUCAGAACAUCCACGUGUCUGCUGUGACUCCUCAUCCAGUCCCCCAGCCGAUGCUCUCAGGGUCACCUCGGGGAUCACAAGGGAUCCUUAAAUCUCCAUCCUGUCUGUGGUCGCUCUCCCAAACCCCCAUUUACGCCUCCUGCUCUUUCACACUUUCUUUUAACAACCUGGGAGUAAAGCUCCCAUCAGAUUCGAACACGGGGCAGGGAAAGCACCCUCUUCCUUUCCACACUGAAUUGUGCUCUCACGCUCUCCUACCCCCCCAACCCCCCCACCCCCGUAUUUUCUUCUCAACUUCUGUGCCCUUUGCUGCAGCUACACUUCAGAUCAAAGCAGGAGAAAGAAUGUGCUGAGUGUUUUCCUCCCUUUGCCUUUACCAGGCCUUCAUCCCAACAGCCCAUAUGUUAGCAAGGGGAGGGAGAGAGAGAAUUUUUUUCCUAUAGAACGAGGGGGUGGCAUAGCCAGCCUCAGCCACAGCCCCACUCACUGGCCUCAGCAUUUGCCCCCGUGCCUUCUCACUGCCCCGUCAUCCAGCCUCGGAGGAGAGACGGGGAACAGCUCAUGGGCAGGGGACAGAGUGGAAGGGGCCGGGAUUUACAUUUUAUUGGCUAGGGCUUAUAAAAUCCUGUGUUUCCGUCACAGCCGCAUUCCCACCCUGAUCCUGGCUUAGAGCUUCAGAACCGCUGUGGGUCUGUGAGUGUCCGUCGUAGGGGUGUCCAUCGUAGGGGUGUCCGUCUCCCGGUCCACUACCUUGACUCUCCACCUUCACCUCCCAGGGGGUCUUUGCCUGGUUCGUCCUCACUGUGCCCUGGAGCGAAGCCAGUCCCUGGACGAAAACUCCAUUUUUGUCUUGGGAAGAAGAGUUUUUGCUCCGAGCUGGGGAGGAGGUGGGAUUUAUGACCUGGGCCUCUGGGUGCUGUCCCCUUGGCUCCCCCACAUGCAUUUCCCUCCUCUGCCCUGAGCCUGCAGUCCCUGCCGCUUAAGCCCCUCUUCUCUCUGCCUCAGCCUUACAUCCAGGCAGUAGCUCUGGGCUCCUUCCCUUCAUAGGUCGCUGAGAGAGGCACCUUUCUUCAGAAAACCUUUGGGAUUUGGCUUUCCCCAGGAAGAUGGAGGAUGGAACACCCACUCUUGGGUCUAAUCUUUCCCCUCGACCCAAAACUUCCCACAAAAAUGUCUCAAAAGAACCUUCCUGAGACUUAAUUCUGCCCCACCCACCAACUGCCAGUUCUCCAAGACUGAAGUGGGGUGAAUAACCGGGCAUAUUUGAGGGGCCAUUUUUGUGUCAGAGAUGUAUGGAGCCAGGAGACAGCCACCCUCAUAUACUGCUAUGUGCAAAGAGGAAUAAAACAGACUUCUUUUUCCAAA
Molecule: messenger RNA, 1971 nt
Organism: Hyaena hyaena (striped hyena)
Lineage: Eukaryota; Metazoa; Chordata; Mammalia; Carnivora; Hyaenidae
Gene: COPZ1
Product: COPI coat complex subunit zeta 1
Exons: 9
Coding region: 44-577 (177 amino acids)
Biological process (GO): retrograde vesicle-mediated transport, Golgi to endoplasmic reticulum; intra-Golgi vesicle-mediated transport; intracellular protein transport
Cellular component (GO): COPI vesicle coat
Source: RefSeq, a predicted model, not a curated record